AUGAAAGGCAACGGCAUCUUCAAUGCCGACGGGAAGACUUGGAAGGUGCAGAGGAAGUUAGCCAGCCACGAAUUCAACACCCGAUCGCUGCGUAAAUUCGUUGAGACCGCCGUGAAGUCGGAGAUCUCCGGCCGCCUCAUCCCGCUUUUCACCUCUGCUGCGGCCGGAAAAACCGUCUUGGACCUCCAGGAUGUGCUUCAGCGGUUCGCCUUCGAUAACAUCUGCAAGGUCGCUUUCGGUUCGGAUCCCAGCUGCCUCGACCUCAAUCUGCCUCCCUCUGAGUUCACCUCGGCUUUCAACCUCGCAGUGCGAAUCUCGAGCGAGCGUUUCCGGGUCAGCUCUCCAAUGGUCUGGAAAAUCAAGGCUGCAUUAGGAUUGGGGAUGGAGCGGCAACUCAGAGACGCCAUCCGCGUCGUCGACGACUAUGCCAGAAACCUUAUCUGCGAGCGGCGGCAGAAUCCGAUCACUUCCCCGGAGGACUCCGACCUUCUGUCGAGAUUUAUGAGCUCGAGUGCUGGUGACGAGGAGUUCCUCAAAGACAUAAUAAUCAGUUUCCUGCUUGCCGGAAUGGACACGACAUCGGCCGCGUUGACAUGGUUCUUCUGGUUGGUUUCCAACCACAAGCGCGUAGAGGAGGAGGUUCUGAAGGAGAUAUCGAGCAUCAAAGAAGAAGCAUUUGGCUUCGACGAAGCGAAAGAGAUGCAUUAUUUGCACGCCGCGAUCUGCGAGAGCAUGAGAUUGUAUCCGCCGGUGCCGACUGACGGCAAGUUCGCAGCCGAAGAUGAUGUUCUGCCGGACGGCACCGUGGUGCCGAAGGGGGCGGAGGUGAUUUACGCUCCCUAUGCGAUGGGGAGGCUGGAAUUGUUGUGGGGUAAAGAUUGGGAGGAGUUCCGGCCGGAGAGGUGGUUGCAGGAGGAAGGAGAGGGAGGGAACAGAAGGUUCGUGAACGAAGACCCUUACAAGUACCCUGUUUUCCAGGCAGGGCCGAGGGUGUGCUUGGGGAAGGAGAUGGCCUUCAUCCAGAUGAAAUGCAUCGCUGCCACCGUUCUCCGCGACUUUAGGGUUGUACCAGCGGUGCCCGACUUCCAGCCGGUGUUCGCAUCCACACUGACUUCCAAGAUGAAGGGCGGCUUUCCGGUGAGGAUUGUCCAAAGGAAGCCAUGACAAUGACCACCUGUAUCUUUGUUCUUUCCUCCCUUUCCUCUGGCGCGUUUGGAUUAUUACUCUGUUUACUUCUUUCGGUUUUUUCAGUAUUGGGUUUGUCCCAGUGUUUGCCCCCUUUGGUAGACGAGUCCUUCCCGGUACUUUUAGAUGUAGAAAAUAUGGACAUCCAGUCGGUAUGUUUGAGCAGAUAUACACAAGUUACAUAUUUUCUUUAUUUAAUAGAAGUAGAACUUAAAUUUUCUGUAUUUAUACA
Molecule: messenger RNA, 1417 nt
Organism: Nymphaea colorata (pocket water lily)
Lineage: Eukaryota; Viridiplantae; Streptophyta; Magnoliopsida; Nymphaeales; Nymphaeaceae
Product: cytochrome P450 94A2-like
Exons: 2
Coding region: 1-1164 (387 amino acids)
Molecular function (GO): oxidoreductase activity, acting on paired donors, with incorporation or reduction of molecular oxygen; monooxygenase activity; iron ion binding
Source: RefSeq, a predicted model, not a curated record